Messenger RNA from Camellia sinensis, 528 nucleotides. The record is from RefSeq and is a predicted model, not a curated record. Lineage: Eukaryota; Viridiplantae; Streptophyta; Magnoliopsida; Ericales; Theaceae.
AUGGAAAAUGCAAGAAGUGAUGGAACAACUGAAUCCUCUGAGGCUCGAAUGAGUCGCAUGGAACAAAUGCUUGCAGCUUUAACAAAGGCAAUGGCUCAACAACAGCAGAGGCAACAACCUUUGGCCCCUCCACCUCCGUCGGUGCAAGUUGAACUAGAUAACAACGAUAUAAUCAUCUUAACCCAAAAGUUUAUGAAGGUGAAACUGCCAACUUUCUUGGGUGGUAUUGAACCCUUAAAGGCAAAAACAUGGUUGCUUGAAAUAGAAAAGCUAUUUGAAGUGUUCCCUUGCUCUGCGACUCAAAAAGUACUCUUGCCCACCUACAUCCUAGAGGAUGAAGCCCGGAGAUGGUGGUUGUUAGUUCGAAAUAAUAAUGGGGACAUGACAUGGACUCAGUUCAAUAAGAUAUUUUACAACAAGUACUUUUCCCAAUGUUUCAGGGAUCGAAAAGUGUCAAAGUUUCAAGAACUUAAGCAGGGUAGGAUGUUCGUGGCUGAAUAUGAAUCCAAAUUCACCAAACUAGCUUAG